AUGGAAGCAAAUAUUUUGAACUCAAAAGAUGAGACAGGGAGGACUCCACUGCAUUAUGCAGCAUCAAUUGGUUAUCUAGAAGGGGUUCGCUUCUUAGGCAGACGUCUCGUGGAUUCUCAUCGAAAGGAUCAUUGUGGCAACUUUCCGAUCCAUCAUGCAUCAAGCAAAGGUCAUGUCAACAUUGUUAAAGAGCUACUUCAACAUUGUCCCGAUUCAAUGGAGCUGAGGAACUCAAGCGACCAAAAUAUACUCCAUGAUGCAGCAAGAUGUGGCGAGGACAAUCUUGUCAAAUAUUUUUUCAAGAAUGUUGAGUUUCAAAUGUUGAUAAACCAAAAACAGAUGAAAUACUCCUUUGCACUUGGCAAAGAUGAACCAUCAUCCCAAGAAAGCACUUCGGAAACUAGUGCAUCAUAUGAUGAGGGUGUUACACUCUCUCUUUCCUUUCUCUCUUUUCCUCCUCCUCUCUCAUCAAAACCCAGUCGGGUUUUGUUGCCUUUAAAUUCAACAUCCACGUCGAGUUCAAACUCCAACUUCAUUUCCAACCCCCAAUCUCCCACCAUCGACGUAUCCUACGCUCUCUUAGGCUUUUUCCUCCGCUAUCUUCUCACCUCUCCACCACACUUCCUUGUCUUGCCUCUUGUUCAAGCUCUCUCUUCCCUCGACGCCUACGAUUGCAUCGUGCAACAAGUCAUGCAUCUCAUAUCAACGGGAACCACAUCGGGUUGGAUCUGA
Messenger RNA from Prunus armeniaca (apricot), 732 nucleotides. The record is from the annotation of a GenBank genome assembly. NCBI's taxonomy places the organism in Eukaryota, Viridiplantae, Streptophyta, Magnoliopsida, Rosales, Rosaceae.